Rhopilema esculentum is the source of this 5092-nucleotide messenger RNA. Its product is annotated as serine/threonine-protein kinase DCLK1. Gene Ontology annotation, molecular function: protein kinase activity; ATP binding. Lineage: Eukaryota; Metazoa; Cnidaria; Scyphozoa; Rhizostomeae; Rhizostomatidae. The record is from RefSeq and is a predicted model, not a curated record. Gene Ontology annotation, biological process: protein phosphorylation; intracellular signal transduction.
GUCCUCCAGACUGAAAUGUGUCCAGUGGGAAGUGGAAUGAUGGCGGAAGAGCAGUGGGGAUAUUUGAUUAAGAUAUUUAGUUAGUUCACACUUUUGUUUGUGUUGUCAAGGGUCACGAUCUCACCAGAUCGUAAAGAGAAUUUGAUAUGACAAUGGCAGAGCGGCCAGGACUUAUGUACACCAGCAAACUGCCUGUGCUGACAAGUCGAUAUGCUGCCCGGCCUAGAAGGCUGCCUCGUAUAAUGGAGAAUGUGAGUCGACCGAGCAAUGCUAGCAAGUCAGUUGUGUUUUAUAAAAACGGCGACAAAUAUUUCCAAGGACAUCAAGUUGUUGUUACACAAAGAAAAUACAGAAGUUUCGACAGCUUGCUGACAGAGUUGACGCGGGUUACGAAAUUGCCUCACGGAGUCAGAUUUUUGCUGACACCGACAACUGGGAGGCGUGUAGAUACUUUGGAUGGGCUUGAAGAUGGCAAAUCUUACAUCGCAUCGUCCUUUACAAAACUAAGAAAAGUACACUACGGAUCAAGCAUUAUUAAAACUGACGAUGAGCAGAGAAAAGAUCUGCAUUCCCGAAAAGUUGAUAAUAUUCGAUUAAAACCUUUGCAUUACAAACCGGAUUCUCAUAACCGAGAAAAUAAGAAACAUGCAAUAAUUCAGUCAAACAAAUCAAAUGCAAAUGUAAUUAAACCACGGUUGAUAACAGUUAUAAGAAAUGGUUUCCGACCUCGAAGGAUUGUUAAAGUUCUUUUGAAUCGAAGAACUGCCCAGACAUUUGAGCAAGUUCUUGACGAUGUCACUUCGGCCGUUGGAGUUAUCGGUGGAUCUGGGGUUCGCAAGUUAUUUACUGUUGAAGGAAAACAGGUCCAAGGGCUUUCCGAUUUGCUAAACUCUGAAAACUUUACGUUUAUCGCGGUUGGCGAUGAGAAAUUUCAUGCACACGAUUUGCAAGAUAUACUGAAAGAAUCCAAUAUUAAUCAGAACGGACAUAAACCCAAACACCACAAGAAGUCGAGGCAAGAAAAAGAUUUAGUUCCUAGACUUCCUCCUUCAUUAUCAACUGCAAAUGACAUUGAUGACAAUGAUUUGCAUAGCAAUGCCUCCAGUAGAUUGACUGCUACGGAUGAAGCAAGUAUCGGAUCACAUCGAAAUAGUGUUAAGAAUAAGCAUAUAAAACUUCCCCAUAUAAAGGAGCUGGACCAAAACCAGGCAGUAAAUGGGCAUCAUUUAGAACUUAGCAACAAACAGAAGGAGGUAGUAUUACCUCCUAUCGAUGCUAACAAUAACCAACAUAUAGUUGAAGAUGAAGAAAAAGCUGAUAAAAAAGAUAAAUCAAGAGAAAACUCUAUUAGGGAGAGAAAAGAUGAAACUUCACCAAGAAAGGAAACAGAGCAGUCACCUAGAAAGGAAGUUGUUGAUGCAGUAGAGUCACCUGAAAAGUUUGAAAAGAAAGAGAUAAAAAAUAUACGGGAUUUAUUUGAUAUUGGUAGAAAGCUUGGUGAUGGGAAUUUUGCUGUGGUGCGAGAGUGUGUUCAUAAGGUGACUAAUGAAAAGUAUGCUUUGAAAAUUAUUGACCGAAGCAAGUUAAAAGGAAAGGAGAAAAUGCUUGAAAAUGAAAUUCAAAUUAUGAAGCGAUGUAAUCAUCCAAAUAUUGUCAGUCUUGUUGACGAUUUUCAUGGCAAUACAGAGAUCUAUCUUGUUAUGGAGCUGGUCCCUGGUGGGGACUUGUUUGAUGCAAUUUCAACUGCGGUGAAGUUUACUGAGCCUGUUGCUGCCAAUUAUGUCCAUGAUAUUUGUUCAUCAUUACAAUACCUGCACAAAAGAAAGAUUGUUCACCGAGAUUUAAAACCAGAGAACCUCAUGGUUUAUGAAGGACCUGGUGGAAGAAAAACUCUGAAACUGGCUGAUUUUGGUCUCGCAAUGGAAGUAAAAGAACCAAUAUACACAGUUUGUGGAACACCAACAUAUGUCGCCCCAGAAAUUCUCCGUGAAUCUGGCUAUGGCCUAAGAGUGGACAUGUGGGCCGCUGGCGUGAUCGCAUACAUCAUGCUUUGCGGUUUCCCGCCAUUCCGAAGCACGAAAAGGAGGCAGAGUGAACUGUUCGAUCUAAUACAGGAAGGUAAUUUCGAAUAUAUCUCUCCUUAUUGGGACGAAGUUUCCGAAGAUGCCAAAGACUUUGUUUCGUGUCUAUUAGUUGUGGAUAUUCCGAAACGAUACUCUGCCGACAAGGCCCUGAAUCACCCUUGGGUCAAAGGAAAGAUUUCACAGUCUCGGGGAACGUCGGCUAUCGCAGACGACGAAAGUAUGUCAAGAACCAGCAUAGCUUUAUCCAAGUUUAAAACUGCUGCCAUUUCCAUUCAGUCAGUCCAACGACUGAAAAUGCUGGCUGCUGAUUUUCAAGAUAAUCGAGGGGAAAAAAUUCUUACGCACGUAAAGUAGUCGCCAUUUCGACGACCAUAUUGUAUAUUUUCAAAUCGGCAAUCUGCUUAUCCAGGAAGGCUGUUAAUGAUCUACUAAACGAAAUGUUGAAUCGAUAUUGAAAAGUGCCGAUAAAGGCUGAUGGGACAGUGCGUAACUAGGCCAUUAACAGAUUUGCUCGAAGUUUGGUCAGUGCAUUUCUCAUUCUCGUUUUCAAGUUUCGGUUUCGUAUCUUGCAGGUUUCUAAUGCGCAACAAAACAUAAGCCCUUGAUAGAAUCAGUCGAUUUUGGAAGACUGUUCCUCUCUCUAAUUUCAUCCUACAAUUUUUCAUUAUGAAUUCUACAAAGGUCGUUGUUUCGCUUGGUUAUAGCACAGCUGUCGUGCUAAAUAGCAAAUUUCGCACGACAGCUGUGCUAUAACCAAGUUGUUAAUGAUUUGCUUUCUUGAAAAGUAAAGAGAGAGAUUGAAAAUACAUCCCGUCUCGAAAAUUAUGUUUCGUUAUGUUUCAACUUUGCAUUCCUUUCUCUACAGCAAAUUGUUAUCACCAAAAUCACACUUCAUUGCCACUGUUAAUCAGCUUUUCCAAAGUAUCCAGACCUUGAACUUUCGACAAUUAUGUUACUUAAAUUCGAGACAGGGUGGGUAUUCUAUAGCAGAAAAUCCUGUAUAAACAUGGUAAUUACGUAACAUUAUAGAGCACUUUGUUCGGCUUCCAAAUGAAAAUAAAACCUCAACUAGCUCUGAUCUUCAAUACCUUUAAAUAUCUCAUGUUGUUUUUAGGAUCAAUCCCAUGUUUACAAUUACCAGUUCAAUUCCAGCAAUUUCCUUUUAAUUACUGCUCUGUGGAACCUAGAUUCCACCUUUGAACCUCUUUCGCCAUAACUGUAAACAGAAACUGGUUUUAAUUUGAAUGUCUGACAAUAGCUUGAGUUCCAUAGAGGUAACUCCUCACCUAUUUUGUCCAUUUUAAAGCAAAUUACGACUUCAAUUAGCACAGGAACAGCUCUGUGAUUUGUCAAUAUCCAUACAUACCGAAUUUACUGGACCUAUUCAAGAACCAGUCAAAAAGGGUUCUGUGAAAAAUUUUCACAUAAAACUUUUUGUGAGACCUGAAACAUUUUGCAUUCCUUAGGUUAUCUAUCUGCAGCUUAUAAAUAAGUUCUUUUUCUUUGUAUCUAUCAGAGAAUGUAUGAAAAUACAAAAUAUAAAUGUUUGGUGAGCGCUUUUCUCUGAUUGGCCUAGGCCCGUUUAUAUGCUGUUUACGAAAAAUCUAGUCAACUUCCUUCUGCUUUGUAUGACAUUACAUUAGCCAAGCAUUCCAUCACGCUGGAAUUUAUUAAUACAAUCGAAAUAGGAACAAGCUGGAACAUGAUCGUCGCCUGAAUGGGUCAAAAGUCUAGUCAACAGUCUGAGCCAAAACACAUCCUUUAUGUCCUUGCCUUAAACAUUGUCAUAACCACUUUGUUGUAAGUUAUACUCUCGCAAAAUAGUAUUGACAUUUAAUAAGAGACCCUAUUAUGAGAUGUUGGACUUAAAUGAAAUGGUGAUUCGAGAGUUAUUUUUUUAAAUGCAAACGCUAGCACCGAAUUGAGGGCUGUUUCCUGAUUGCUUACCUAAGCAUAAAAACGAGAUCUGGCGCUUAUCUGAUAAGAUGAAAGCUUGGACGGAUGACGUCAGGAGAAGGAACACGAAACCAAAAUUCACAUGCGUGGGUGCAAGAACUGGGGAGAAAAUCACUUGCUGGUUUAAGCAUUAGGGCCUUAGCAGGACUGUUAAGCGAGACCUUUCCAUUUCAGACCCCAUUAACACAGUCGCGGAUCCAAUUGGAACAGAUCCAUUUUGAAAUCGUUUUUGUUAAAUAGAACAAUUUCAACAUUUUUGAGAAUGAUUGCACUGACCAAACGUCUUUAGAUUUAUAAUCGAAAUCAUUGGAUAUUGUCUAUAAUAGAUAGCUUUUGUAGAUGAAAAAUCGUUAUUUAUUCUUUUAUAGUCAAUGAACCUGUAAUAACGAUAAACAUUUUCAGUUUUCUGAUUGGGCAUACGAAGGUAUGUCGGUUUUCUGAUUGAACUUUUUUGUGUUUCGGCAACGGAACUCUCUUGGGUACUAGCGGAGGCCUAUCAUCCACCAACAGUCCUCUCGUGUGUAUCAACGGAACUCUCUUGGGUACUAAUCUUGGUACUAUUGGGCUCCUUUGCUUACCAACGGAGCUCUGUGAUGUAUUAGCGGGAGCUUGUUUUUGUACAAGUGAAAUUCCCUAGUGUAUAAAAUCGCAUUUUAAAAUGGCUGGCGGACCUCCCUUGGGUACUGCUGGAGCUCUGAUGUCUGCGAUCAGAGCAUUGACACAGAAGCGGGCCUUAGUCAUGUACUCGUAGAGCUCCUAAGAAGAUUUUGUAUGAUUUGUCAAAAUUAAAUCGGUUUUUCGAAAGAUUUGCGGAUGGAAGCUUAUUGGUAUAAAAAAGUAGAAAACUCUUAAUUUAUAUAAUUUUGAUAGUCUAUUUAAUUCUUUGCUUCCUUUAUGUAAGUAAAGGUUUGUUGUAAAUAUUGCGAAAGGUGUAUUAUAUUUUCAUUGACAACAUUAUCCUAUUGAUUAAAGCCGGGAAAAUGAAACUGUAUAUUUAAGACAUUUAUACAUAGUUUAGAUUAAUAAAUAAAAUAUUCACGGCUAUGCAUUUA